Dimorphilus gyrociliatus is the source of this 1074-nucleotide messenger RNA. Lineage: Eukaryota; Metazoa; Annelida; Polychaeta; Dinophilidae. The record is from the annotation of a GenBank genome assembly.
AGCAUUCUGCGGCGUCUCCUCGAAAUGAAUAAUUCUAGUAAUAUCGUCAAAAUUCCGGUCGGUCUAGAAGAAUUUAGCCGAAAUUACGCGGAUGUUCAUGGUUAUUUGAGUGCUGUAGUUUCGUUGUUUGGUACAUUCUCCAAUUUGGCAAAUAUAAUAGUCUUGACAAGAAAGAGUAUGAUAACAUCAUCGAAUAUAAUAUUGACGUGGCUAGCAGUAGCUGAUCUUCUAACGAUGGUUACUUAUUUACCAAGUUCUCUACACUUUUAUAUACUCAAACCAUCGAAUCUGCCGUUUCCGUCCUCUUAUUCAAUGUCAUGGCAAUUUUAUAUGCUCUUCCAAAUAAACUUUAGCGUAGUUUGCCAUACUAUAGCAAUUUGGUUAACUAUAAAUUUGGCUAUAUUUCGUUACCUUUACAUAAGAUUUCCAACCAGCGGAGUAAUAUUAUGUUCACUUAGAAGAGCGAAAUAUACAACAGGCGCUAUUUAUAUUCUAACGAGCGCAAUUUGCAUACCUAAUUGUUUACAGACGUUUGUUAAACGCUACGUUGACGAAAACAACGAAAUCUAUUACGGAUUUGGAGACGGUAUUAACGAAGUAAAAAAUUUAAAUUUUUGGAUUCAAGCUAUUCUCAUUAAGUUAGUACCUUGUUGUUUGCUUACUGUUCUCACCGUCCUACUCAUAAUUGAAAUGAAAAAAGCGGCCAAUAGAAGAGCUCAAUUGAAACAACAAGGUAGAAGAGCCGAGUCGGAUAGGGCUAGAGAGCACAAUAGAACAACUGCAAUGCUCUUUGCCGUUGUCGUCCUAUUCCUUCUUACAGAAUUGCCUCAGGGUAUUCUAACGCUUUGUUCCGCUUUCGAUUCAACUUUCUUUGCCCGAAUUUACCAACCGCUUGGUGAUCUCUUAGAUAUUACAGCUUUAUUAAAUAAUUCUAUUAAUUUUGUUCUCUAUUGCACCAUGUCGACUCAGUUCAGGAAGACUUUUACGGAAAUAUUUUGCAUUAAAACUAGAGCAGGCUGGUCAAAAGUUCCAAGGCAGGAAACUAAUCGUAAGACUGCAACAACUUCACUAUAG